UACCGGUUUCAGAUAUCAAACUUCGUUUUCUAUCAAAAAUUCAAAACCCAGACAACUUCUAUGCUACUUGCGAGUCGCGACUCGGCCGACUCCCAGUGAGCUUCCCCAAUUCGAUGAAGAGGCAGUGAGGUACUGAUUCAAGUAUUCAACUCCAAUCCAGGCAUCGACGGACUCCCAUCGGCUGGAACGAAGCUUCCCAACAGCGACGACUUACACAGACGAUGAAGAAACCUGCGACAGAGGCAUUAAGGGACACUCGGUUCUGUACUCAGUCAGUUUAAUCUAAGAGGCGGCUUAUUUCAAAAUCUCCAUUCCAGGCUCUUCAUUAACUCGGUAGCAAACUGGUCAAAGAGGCUUCUCCUGAUUUUUCAGCACCAUUAUGGGUGCAAACAGGCAUCGAACUAGCAGUUUCUCUCGUAACAUUGCUGCUCCCGUGGCACCUAUUUCUGGAGUUAAACAUGGUCUCAAUGGAGCUAUGUUUGUUUCAUCUGGCAUAUGUGAUCUUGACAGGAUUUUGGGUGGUGGAUUCUCGAUGGGGAGCCUUGUGUUGGUGAUGGAGGACCUUGAGGCACCUCAUCAUAUGCUUUUGUUGAGAAAUUUCAUGUCUCAGGGUAUUGUUCUCAAACAGCCACUGCUUUAUGCCAGUCCUGAAAGGGAUCCCCGUGUUUUUCUGGGUACUUUGCCAAGCCCAAUGCCUUCCAAGGACGACAAAUCCCUAGAGAGGGACGUAGAACAGGAUAAGGGUUUAAGGAUCGCUUGGCAAUACAAAAAGUAUUUUGGGGAGCAAAGUUCUGAUGGUCAGCAAGGUGGGAGAGAUGAAUAUUGCAAUGACUUUGACCUGCGAAAGCCAUUGGAGCGGCAUUUUCUUACUGGGCCACACAUUGGUUGCUUUAGUCUUCAGGGUUUUCCCAAUCUAGACCCUCUUCGUCAGACUUGCUCAAAAUUCUUUGCACAAGUUCCAAGAUAUGAUGGCAACAUGGCUUACCCGGGUAGAAUUGCCAUUCAGUCACUAUGUGCUCCUCAGUGUGAGUUUUCCAACAAUGAGUGGGAUAUACUGUCCUUCAUCAGAUCUUUGAAAUGCAUGAUAAGGUCCUCAAAUUCAGUAGCAGUCGUAACUGUACCUUCUUCUCUUAUUUCACCAACCUUCUUGAAGAGAUUGCAGCAUCUAGCUGACACUUUGAUAUCCGUUCAACCAAUUCCAGACGAGAACGAGGAGUUGGCAAAGCUUCUGACUGGUUACCAGGACAUGCUUGGCCUUCUAAAUAUGCACAAGGUGGGACGUCAUAAUACGCAGGUUCCUGUGGUUCUUGAGGCAACCACAUUCUCGAUUAAGCUCCACAAGCGACGGUCAUUGGUUUUGGAGUGUUUAAAUCAAGCCCCUGUUGAUGGUUCAAGUGGGACCUCAUAUGGUUCGGUAGGUAGUUGCUCCGGGAGUUCCCAAACAGGGCCCUUUGACUUUUAGUUGGUUCUACAUGGUGCAUACUGUCAAUUUUCAGGAGCGUGAACAUAUUUAAGUUAAUACAUCAUGUAAUGGUCAAUGUCUGAUUUUUUAACACAUCAUAGUUGAUCUGAUCAUAUUUAGAGAUGAGGUGUUGUUCUGAACUGGCGACAGGUGUAGUUGAUACUCAUUAUUGCAUCUUCUUUGCUAUUUGUGGAAGUGUCAUUGAGAACAUUUGAUGUACAUUAGUUAGAUUUGAAGUGAUUUUUAUAUAAACGAACAAAAGAUGAACAUUAUUUUCAUAAGAAAGUUAUCCAGAACAAGCGAUCUUAAAAGUGAAAACAUUUAAACUUUAA
Molecule: messenger RNA, 1794 nt
Organism: Cuscuta europaea
Lineage: Eukaryota; Viridiplantae; Streptophyta; Magnoliopsida; Solanales; Convolvulaceae
Source: the annotation of a GenBank genome assembly